GAGCCGCGCCCGGCCCGUGCGGGGGGAGCCCGCGGGGUUCCAUGUCCGUCGAGUGGUUGCGGCGGCUGCGGCGGGGCGGCCCCGCGGAACGGCCCGGAGGCGCCCGGGAAUCGGUACCGCGUUCCCCGCAGCCCGCCCCGCCGCGGUACCGCCGGCCCAAGUUCCUCCGCGGCGGAGAGGAGAGCCCGAGGGGCGGUAGGGCCGUGCGGGGCGCCGGGCCGGAGCGGCCGCUGCCGUGGGGUUCGGGCUAUGCCGAGGUUAUCAAUGCUGAGAAGUCAGAGUUCAACGAGGACCAGGCGGCGUGCUGCCAGAUCUCGGUGCGCAGGAGGGAGCCGGGCCUGGAGGAGGACCAGGAGUGGCUGAUCCUGUGCUCCACGCAGUUUUUGACUGGUUACUACUGGGCACUCUUCGAUGGCCACGGUGGCCCGGAAGCUGCCAUCAUUGCCUCCGACUACCUGCACUACUGCAUCAAGCAGAAGCUGGAGGAGGUCGCGGGGGCCAUCGUGGAGGCCCGUCCCCCCAUGCACCUGAGUGGGCGCUGCGUUUGUGACAGCGACCCCCAGUUCGUGGAGGAGAAGCACAUCCACGCAGAAGAUGUGGUGGUGGGAGCCCUAGAGAACGCCUUCCAGGAAUGUGAUGAAGUCAUUGGCCAGGAGAUGGAAGCCACCAACCAGACAGGAGGCUGCACUGCUCUGGCUGCCCUUUAUUUCCAGGGAAAGCUGUAUGUGGCAAACGCUGGGGACAGCAGGGCCAUUCUUAUUCUGAAGGACACCGUUGUGCCCAUGAGCUCUGAGUUCACACCCGAGACGGAGAGGCAGCGACUCCAGCACUUGGCUUUUCUCUUCCCCAAACUCCUGGACGGAGAGUUCACGCGCUUCGAGUUUCCACGGAGACUGAAGGGAGAUGACGUGGGCCAGAAAGUCCUGUACAGGGAUUACUUCAUGGAGGGCUGGGGAUACAAGCUGGUGGAGAAAGCUGACCUCAAGUACCCUCUUGUCCACGGUCACGGGAAGCAGGCUCGUUUGCUGGGGACUCUGUCUGUCUCUCGAGGUUUAGGGGAUCAUCAACUCAAAGUCAUCGACACCAACAUUGAAGUCAAACCCUUCCUCUCCUGCAUUCCCAAGGUGAACGUAUUUGACUUUGCUCUGCAUGACAUUAAGGAAGACGAUGUCCUCAUCAUGGCAACUGAUGGCCUUUGGGAUGUUUUGUGCAAUGAAGAGGUGGCCCACAUGGCCAGGAGCUUCCUUGCAGAUAACAGGACCAAUCCCCAGAGAUUUUCAGAACUGGCCAAGAGCUUGGCGUGCAGAGCAAGGGGGAAGAAGAGAGGCCACCAGUGGAUGCUGGAUGAUAGCCAGGAGGCAUCCUACGAUGACAUUUCUGUGUUCGUCAUCCCACUACACAACAGGGUUGAGGACUGUUAGCAUGACAGGCAGCAUCUCAGUGCCCUCCUGCUAUGGUGCUGUUGGGCAUCAGCACAGGACUGAGUGAUUUCUGCCGGGCACGCACCCUCCUCCAGCAACACCACCUGAUGUGGAACCUGAGAACACAGAGCCAGCACUUAUGCAAGAGGAUCAACAACGUGCAAAGUGAACAGUGGCAACAAAUCAUUCCUCUUACUGCAUUCACUUUGCUGUGCCAAUGGGAAACUGCAGAAGCGGCCACAGGAGCCAAAGACCACUGCUGCUUUAAGGACAGUGAGCCUCAAAUCCACAUCUUUAGCGACCCUUCUUCCUUUUUAAUAUUAAAGAAUGAAGUGAGGUCUAUCCAAUCUUGAGAACUGGACUUCAAUCAGACUCAAACUGAACACAUAAGCUACAGGUGUCCCUUGUAUCCAUUUGCUCCAUUAGUUGAAAAACUGGGAACUGCUGCUAGGACAGCAUUACCGACAUUGGUGGCCCACACCUCUUCCAGGUGAGAACGUUCCAGUUGUAGGCAGCACCACAUCAGAAUAGAGGUUAUCAGAUGUAGCCUCCUCUGGAGAGGUAGAUACCUUACUUAAGAGCAUGUCUGCUACACGUGAUGUACUUCAUGUACAGAUAUCUAACAGAUUUUAGUUCAGAACGCUCACUAACACUUUGGGGGUCACUCCUACCGCUGGCAGUGAGGCUGGGUUUGGAGUAGUGCUGAUGAGAGCUGAAGCGUGUAAGGAAAUAAGUCAUCUGAUUUCCUAGAAGAGCUCCAAGUAGAAUAGAACCGGUUGUUCCCAUUUAGCUGGGGCGCUGAUGCACAAGCGGUACACUCAUUGCAACAGAGGACAUGCCAAGAUGAUCUGAGCCUUUAAAGCAGAUCUUCAAGGUUUUGAGCUGUUCAUUAGACAGGUAAAUUCAGGUCUGGACAAGCUUCCCAUUUCCUUCCUUUUGUGUUCAUUAUUUCUCACCCAAGUUUGCCACAUUACUCAGUGAAGCAGACAAACCCCCCAUUGUCUUUUGUUAACUGCUUGAGUUUUGUAAGGAUGAGAGUCCCAAUAAAAAUAAUUCUCAUGCA
Gallus gallus (chicken) is the source of this 2484-nucleotide messenger RNA. It is a transcript of the gene PPM1M, whose product is annotated as protein phosphatase, Mg2+/Mn2+ dependent 1M. Bases 42 to 1421 code for a protein of 459 amino acids. The transcript has 10 exons. Gene Ontology annotation, biological process: protein dephosphorylation. NCBI's taxonomy places the organism in Eukaryota, Metazoa, Chordata, Aves, Galliformes, Phasianidae. Gene Ontology annotation, molecular function: protein serine/threonine phosphatase activity. The record is from RefSeq and is marked provisional.